This is a messenger RNA of Megalobrama amblycephala (Wuchang bream), 2962 nucleotides long. It is a transcript of the gene pcyt2, whose product is annotated as phosphate cytidylyltransferase 2, ethanolamine. The transcript has 13 exons. Lineage: Eukaryota; Metazoa; Chordata; Actinopteri; Cypriniformes; Xenocyprididae. Bases 149 to 1342 code for a protein of 397 amino acids. Gene Ontology annotation, cellular component: cytoplasm. Gene Ontology annotation, biological process: phosphatidylethanolamine biosynthetic process. The record is from RefSeq and is a predicted model, not a curated record. Gene Ontology annotation, molecular function: ethanolamine-phosphate cytidylyltransferase activity.
GUGAGGAGGCGUGGUGUUUGCCGGCUUGCGUCAUCUUCGUUGCGAACAGUCUGGAAGGGCGUAUCGACUUUGCCGGUAUAAUUCAUAUCAAAACAGAGUGUUACAGUCGGUUAUAACGGCUGCUCGGGGAGUUCAUACGCAUUAAAACAUGAUCAGGAACGGAAGCCAUGCGGUUGAGGAGGAGGUUAAAGGAGAGUCGAGCUCCUCCAGCCACAGCCCGGAGAAGAGGAAGCGGGUGAUCAGGGUAUGGUGUGACGGCUGCUAUGACAUGGUGCACUACGGUCACUCUAACCAAUUACGACAGGCCAAAGCAAUGGGAGAUUAUCUCGUAGUCGGAGUACAUACAGACGAGGAAAUAGCCAAGCACAAAGGUCCUCCGGUCUUCACGCAGGCCGAGCGUUAUAAAAUGAUACGGGCCAUAAAGUGGGUGGAUGAGAUUGUGGAAGGGGCGCCGUACGUCACCACACUGGAGACGCUGGACAAGUACAACUGUGAUUUCUGUGUGCACGGAGAUGACAUCACAUUGACCGUGGACGGGAAGGAUACCUAUGACGAGGUGAAGAGAAUGGGCCGAUACAGGGAAUGUAAACGCACACAGGGAGUGUCUACGACAGACCUAGUGGGUCGUAUGCUCCUGUUAACAAAAGCACACCACAGUAACAUUGAUAACACAGCCUACCAGCUCCACACGGAUAACUUUGGGAAGGGUCCUAAAGGGCACAGCCCUUGGACUGGUGUCUCUCAGUUCCUGCAGACUUCUCAGAAGAUCAUCCAGUUCGCCUCAGGAAAAGAACCGCAGCCAGGAGACACCAUCAUAUAUGUGGCCGGAGCUUUCGACCUCUUCCACAUUGGUCAUGUGGAUUUCCUCGAAACUGUUCACAAACAAGCAGAGAAACCUUACGUCAUUGUCGGACUGCACUUUGACCAGGAAGUGAACCGCUACAAAGGGAAGAACUACCCCAUCAUGAAUAUUCACGAGAGAACUUUGAGUGUGCUGGCUUGCAGAUAUGUGUCAGAGGUUGUGAUCGGGGCUCCGUACGCAGUAGGAAAAGAUCUUCUGGAUCACUUUAAGGUGGAUCUGGUGUGUCACGGGAAGACAGAAGUGUUUCCCGACACAGACGGGACAGACCCUUACGAUGAGCCGAAGAAGAGAGGUAUUUUCCGCGUCCUAGACAGCGGCAGCGAUCUGACCACCGACGACAUCGUGCAGAGAAUCAUCGAGAACAGAUUGCAGUUUGAGGCCAGGAACCAGAAGAAGGAAGCUAAAGAGAUGGCUGUGUUCGAGGCUUUGAAGCAUAAAGAUGAUUCACUGAAGACCGAGGCGGCUCUCGCGAAGAAUUAACCGAGCUAUCCAAACCAAACAAAUCAAGGGCUUCGACGUAGAACUAAAAUGACCCCCCGGACUGUUAGAAAAGAAAACACGUGGAGGAACACGGACUUGUUUUUAUAUGUUGUACGACUCUUGUUUGACGACAAAAACACUUUGUUGUGCGCGGAGAGUUUUAAUGGUACCUGUUAAACGGGUUGAGAACUUUCUCUCUGAAUGGGAGGAGCACAGAGAAACGUUCAGCAAAUACGUUUGCGUCAUUUUAUCGGAAGAUUGUGUCAUUUUUUUAAAAUUGGUGUUCCAUCCGCACAUACUGUAUCUGUAGAUGAGCAGAGAAAUGCUUUGUGAAGGAACAUUUCAUGUUGACUUCAUUAGUAUGCAAGUUAGCGGUUAGUAUGUGUAAGCUUAAUUGUUUUUAUUUUAAUUUUUUAAUUUUGUGUUUUAUGUGUGGGUAAAUCUCAUGGAAACAUAUCCAGGUCACAUUUACCCCCCCCCCCCCCCCCCAAAAAAAUAUAUAUAUUUUGCAUUAAAAAAAAAAAAACCUGUUUUAGGAUUAUUAAAUGUUUUUGCAUUGUGGCAUUAUUUUUAUAAUUUAAAUUAAUUUCCAUCCAUAUUCUAAUUACCAUAAUGCAUCUGAAUGUUUUGUUUUAUUAUUUUAAUUUGUUUGCACAUUAUUUGCAGUAUUGACUCUUAUUGGCAAAAUUCUUAUCAAAACAAUCUCCAGCAAAAAAUCUUAAUGUUCCUAAUAUGUAUGUGUGUAUAUAUAGGUAAAAUGUGAUCUGGGGAUGUUUUGACAGGUUUUUCCCUGGUAUCUUUUAUUCUAGUGCUGCUGUUGUAGUUUUCCCAUCUUAUCAUAACUGGGAGUUUGAUAGGUGUUUUGUGAAAAAAGUUCAGAACCGAAGUUUUUUUCAAAUAUCGUUUCAUACACUGUCCACAGUCACAUAUCUGCCAUUUUUACUGUCUCUUUUACUCCGACCUCAGGUGAUUGUUAGAUGUCAGGACGCUGUGAUAUUCAAAAUUCACUGCUGGUUUAAUGUCACACUUUAAUUCAUUUUAAUGUGCAACAUAAAUAUUCUUCAUCUUUUCUAUGCAGUUUUGUCACCAGUUUCUGUUUUUAACCAGUUUCAAAGCACCUUGUUUUUAACAUUUCCUCUACAUUUAUAGUGAAAAACACUAAUUUAAAGUCUCUACGUUACAGAUGUGAGCAGAAAUGUUGAGUGACCAAUUCUGAAUGUACCAUUAGAUGCUGAUGAAUGUUUCUGGUGUGUUAUUAUCUUCAGACAAUCUUUUAAUUUAUUUGAUUUCAUCCCAUCAUAAACCGUAAAUCAUCAAAACACAAUUAAUUGCAAAGUAAAUUGCAAUUUUCACAAUAAAAAAAAAAUCAAAACAACGUUUCAAUGUAUCAACAGUGAAAUCUGUUCAGUUUUUAGAGAAAUAUAGCUUGGAAUGUUUUGUUUUCCAAAUGAAUAUUGAUAAAUUUAUGUAAUUUUUGUACAUAAAUAUAAUGUGAAGUACAAGCAUAAUGUACUGAAUUUACAGCAGGUUAGGUUGAAUUUGUGUGGUCACUGGCUGGUGAUUAAAAACAUCAAACUGUUAAAGCAUCAUAAAUCAAUAAAUUAUAUUUUGUGUAAUUAA